UCUCUAUAUUGCCUUUAUCCUCAAAACAUUUCCACCAAAACAUGUCGACCGAAAAAUCGGCACCGGCGCCGGAGACGCCUCCGAAUUUCUGGGGUGACACGCCGGCGGAGGAGUACUACGCCUCCCAAGGGGUGCGCAACACUCAAUCCUACUUCCCUACUCCCAACGGCCAGAUCUUCACCCAGAGCUUCCUGCCGUUGGAUCCCGACCUACCAGUCAAAGGCACCGUCUUCAUGACCCACGGCUACGGCUCCGACACCGGUUGGCUCUUCCAGAAAAUCUGCAUCACCUUCUCCACCUGGGGCUACGCCGUCUUCGCCGCCGACCUCCUCGGCCACGGCCGCUCCGACGGCCUCCGCUGCUACCUCGGCGACAUGGAGAAGGUCGCCGCCACCUCCCUCUCCUACUUCCUCCACGUCCGCCGCAGCGAGCCCUACCGCCGCCUCCCGGCCUUCCUCUUCGGCGAGUCGAUGGGCGGCGCCGCUACCAUGCUCAUGUACUUCCAGUCCGACCCCGACACGUGGACGGGCCUGAUCUUCUCGGCGCCGCUCUUCGUCAUACCGGAGAACAUGAAGCCCAGCAAGCUCCACCUCUUCGUCUACGGGCUCCUGUUCGGCCUCGCCGACACGUGGGCGGCGAUGCCGGACAACAAGAUGGUCGGAAAGGCCAUCAAGGAUCCCGAGAAGCUGAAAAUCAUAGCGUCCAAUCCGAGGAGGUACACUGCCCCCAGGGUGGGGACCAUGAGGGAGAUUGCUAGGGUGUGCCAGUACAUACAGGAUAACUUCUCCCGCGUAACGGCGCCGUUUCUGACCGUGCAUGGGACUGCCGACGGGGUGACGUGUCCGACGUCGUCGAAGCUGUUGUAUGAGAAGGCAUCGAGUGUGGACAAGAGCUUGAAGAUUUACGAUGGGAUGUACCAUUCCUUGAUACAAGGAGAGACUGAUGAGAAUGCCGACCUUGUGUUGAAGGAUAUGAGGGAGUGGAUCGAUGAGAGGGCGGAGAAGUAUGGACCUAAACCCUAGAUUACUAAAUGUGGGUUUUGGGUUUGGGAUUAAUGAGAUGUGACAAAAUGUGUGUUUGAUCGUAAUGUAAUAAUAAGGUUUAUAUCUUUAACUUAGUUUGGUACUUCUUAAAGCUAAAUGCAAAGGUGUUCAAACUCUGGCUUUGAUCCAAAAUGAGGAGUGAGAUUCAAACUAUAGAUUUAUCUCUAAAGGGUUAGAGGAGAUUCGAACUCUGGUUUUAUCACGAGAGACAAGUACAUCCUCAAUCGAUCAUUUUCUAUAUCUUUGGUUUUUUCGAUGUGAAGUUUUAUAUCCUAUCUACCUACUUGGUUGAUUUGAGAAA
Rosa chinensis is the source of this 1344-nucleotide messenger RNA. RefSeq names its product caffeoylshikimate esterase. Gene Ontology annotation, cellular component: membrane. The record is from RefSeq and is a predicted model, not a curated record. NCBI's taxonomy places the organism in Eukaryota, Viridiplantae, Streptophyta, Magnoliopsida, Rosales, Rosaceae. Gene Ontology annotation, molecular function: lipase activity.